UCUUAGCCGUCAGGAGGGCCAUGCCGAGGCUACGGGUUUGAGGAGGCUGGUGGUCGGCUCCUUGGGCAGGCGAAAGGCGACCUCAAUCUUCCCUGGCUUUCACCAUGAGUCCGGCGUGAGCUCAGCCGAUAGCACAGGCGUCUCCAUGGUGCAGGACAGCGGCAUGUCACGCACACCUUACAGCUCCAGCCAAGACAUCCAAAUGGAGGUCUUAGACAACCCUGGCCUCCAGGGGAAGUAUAGCAAAAGGAAGAACCGCUUCAAACGCUCUGAUGGCAGCACCUCUUCUGACACAACGUCAAACAGCUUCGUUAGGCAGGGUUCUGCUGAGUCCUAUACCAGUCGCCCAUCUGAUUCUGAUGUGUCCCUGGAGGAAGACCGUGAAGCCCUGCGCAAAGAAGCAGAGCGUCAAGCAUUGGCACAGCUGGAGAAAGCCAAGACCAAGCCGGUAGCAUUUGCUGUGAGGACAAAUGUGGGCUAUAAUCCUUCUCCCAAUGAUGAUGUGCCAGUCCAAGGCAUGUCUAUUUGUUUUGAACCCAAAGACUUCCUUCAUAUCAAAGAGAAAUAUAACAAUGAUUGGUGGAUCGGACGUCUGGUCAAAGAGGGUUGUGAAGUGGGCUUCAUCCCAAGCCCAGUCAAACUAGAGAACAUGAGGGUACAACAGGAAUUUAAGAUGAGACAACAUCGGCUCAGUUCUAGUAAAUCAGGAGACAACUCCACUUCCAGCCUGGGAGAUGUGGUGACAGGUCCCCGGAGACCCACCCCACCUGCUAGUGCCAAGCAGAAGCAAAAAUCGACAGAGCAUGUGCCACCAUAUGAUGUAGUUCCUUCUAUGCGGCCAAUCAUUCUUGUAGGCCCGUCUUUGAAAGGAUAUGAGGUGACAGACAUGAUGCAGAAAGCCUUGUUUGAUUUCUUGAAACGCCGAUUUGAUGGCAGAAUAUCCAUCACACGUGUGACUGCUGAUAUCUCUCUGGCUAAGCGCUCAGUCCUCAACAAUCCUAGCAAACACACCAUCAUUGAGCGCUCCAGUACCCGUUCAAGUCUGGCUGAAGUGCAGAGCGAGAUAGAGCGCAUCUUUGAAUUGGCUCGAACAUUACAACUGGUUGCCUUGGAUGCAGACACCAUUAAUCAUCCAGCUCAACUCUCCAAGACCUCAUUAGCACCUAUUAUUGUCUACAUCAAGAUAUCUUCCCCAAAGGUGCUGCAAAGGUUGGUGAAAUCUAGAGGUAAAUCCCAGGCCAAGCACUUGAAUGUGCAAAUGGUGGCAUCAGACAAGUUGGCACAAUGUCCCCCAGAAAUGUUUGACAUCAUUCUGGAUGAAAACCAAUUGGAAGAUGCUUGUGAACACCUGGCUGAGUACCUAGAAGCCUACUGGAAGGCCACCCAUCCUCCUAGCAGUAAUCCACCCAAUCCAUUGCUAACCCGCACCAUGGCAACUGCUGCCUUGGCUGCGAGCCCUGCCCCUGUCUCCAACCUCCAGGGACCCUAUUUGGUGCAUGGGGAGGAGCCUCAUGACCCCGAGCAUCCUGGCCUCCACAGCUACACAGGGCAGCCAGUGGGGCAUGGCCAGAUCCGUUCAAUGGUGCCUCCUUCUCACUUGGCUGCCCGAGGCCUUUCCCGACAAGACACCUUUGAUUCAGAGAUGCCAGGCAGUCGUGAUUCUGCUUACACCGAUCCAACGGAUUCCUGCAUGGACAUUGAAACUGACCCUUAUGAGGAGCCGGAGCUUCCUUGCCUGAGUCACCGCCAAGGCGCCUGGGAGGCUGAAGAACCUGAGCCUCAUCACUUCCAGGGCCGCGGUCAUCGUCCCCUCCAGUGCCAAGGCUCCCUGGAAGCCGAGGAGCCUGACCGACAAAACCAUAAUCGGUCUCUGCGUGGGCGGGGCAAAGGGAGGGAACGCUACUGCCAGGAAGAGGAAGAGGUGGAGGUUCUAGGUCAUAACCAAAACAAUAUGGAAGACUGGGGGCGUGAUGCUUAUAUCCGUUAAGGCCUCAAGGGUGGGUUUUUAUCCACCUAGAGAGAAGCUUGUUUCCACUCAGACCUUUGGGUGUGGCAGCUGAGAGCCACUGAGGGCAGAGGCUGUUCCUAAAAGAUUGGCCUUCAGCCCUACAGGAAGAGCUUGAUGGCUGUAGUGUUUGCACCCCCAAAGCCACACCAUUAUUGACCAGGCCUGUAACUCAACAUCCUUCCUUGUCUGGGGACUCCCUCCAUCCCCCCUCUGCCAUUUGUGCCAACAACUUCUUUAACAUCCUCUCCCUGCCAGCAGCACUGCCUGGGCUUUCCCACAAGAUCAUGAAGAAUCACACUGUCCUUAAAUGCUUCUUUAUACUUCAGGGCUGGAAGGGUGGGGACAGAGUCUCUGAGGACAGGGAGAAGAUUGGUCUCCGCUGGUGCCUCAAAUUACCCCAAAUGUUGGGGGAAUGGCUGGAGUGGACAGUGACUAUAGACUGGAUCUUCUAAAGUCCUUUGUUCCUGUCUCCAGCCAAAGCCAAACAGCUUCUUGAGGAAGAUGGCUUCCUUUCCUCUUUCAGUUCAAACUGUCAUAGAUCUCUUCCUGCUAUCUUAUGGUGCUGCAACCAGCCCACCACUGUGGGGGAAAGGGAGAAAAAGAUAACUUUCAAUUUUUCUCCCAAGAUUUGUUCAUUGCCAGAUCUUUUCCAGUGCCUAGAAAAGAAUUACAACACAAAUCACCUUAAAUCAGCCUUCUCCAUUUUGGCAACCUCCAGGCCUGUUGCGAUAACUGCAUAAUUCCCAGCCAGCACAUCUGGAAGUUAUCAUGUUGGAGAAGGCUACCUUAAAUACUUCAGCCCUCCAGUGCCUCUGCUCAGGGCCCUUCUGUUCGUAUUUUGCAUGCUGAACAGAUUCUGAUCAUACAGAAUGCAUGCAUGUACGUGUGGUAUGUGCCAUGUGCCUGGCAGAGAGAAAGUCUUUGACAUCCCUGUAAAUUGUUGUCUGGCUCUUAGUACUGAUUUUGGAAAACUCUUUCUAGCAUGUGUGAUAGCCCGGCCUGAGGUAUUAGGCAGAUAAAAGGCAGGCCAGCUCUCUCACUCCCUAGAGCCCACAAGGAGGCAAUGCUAGCUUUCUCCUUUGCCUUUGUUGCAGGAAAUGCCUUCUUUUGUGGAAAGCCUGCCUGUUGACCCAUCCUGCUAUUGCUUCUUUCUUCCUGAGGAUUUUUUUUUCCUUGUAGAACUUGGGAAACUAGCUUGUCUUCCUCUUCUGAUAAUGUGCUAGAUAAGUUUAAACAAACAUAGGCCUCCAUGGGAGAAAACAGAAAUAAGAGGAAUUGGGAUAGGUCAAGUUGGAGUCCUAAUCUGUUACUAUUAAUUACUCAUGUGCAGGUCCAGAAACAUACUGGAUCUAAGGGAAGUCCAGCGAUGAUCAUCAAGGCAAAACAUGUUAACUAUAUCCAUAGUGGGAAAUUUGUAGCUGCUUGCUCAUACCAUUAUCAGUUACGCUGUGAUAGACUCUCUCUUACCCAGACCAAUGUUUAAAGAAUGUAAAUUUUUGGGUCCAAACUACUUCCUGCCUCUAGUCCCCAGGAUCUUCCUUUAAAAGGAUUUUAACAGGUAAGAAUUGUGACUUCAUGGACAGAUCCAUGUGGUUUACUUGGCAACAAUAUAGAGGUAAUUUAUUAUUGUUGCCCUCUAAGUAGUUUUAAUCAACUUUGCUUAACUUUUCUUGAAAUCAGCUAGAUUCUGUACUUACUUACACUUAAAAGGAUUGAUCUUUACUAAGAUUUAUUAUCGUGGCAUGGAACUGUAAGUAACCAUUGUUAUUUCUAAAUAACACAGGGAUCUCAGGAGUUUCCCUUCCCUCCCCUAUACAGGGCGGGGCAUAACCUUUUCCUAGGGGGUCAC
Molecule: messenger RNA, 3857 nt
Organism: Thamnophis sirtalis
Lineage: Eukaryota; Metazoa; Chordata; Lepidosauria; Squamata; Natricidae
Source: RefSeq, a predicted model, not a curated record